GGUGAAGGUGAGAAUUGGUGAGAAUGCGUGAGAAUGUGACGAAGACCGUGGGCGCGCUAACACAGGCGACUGCGGACCACGACGGAGUGGGACGCGUUUCGUAUACCGUGGACACACAGUGAAAGCGACGGCGACGGCGACGGUGACGGAUCAUUAGCAACGACCGUUGGCGGAGGAAAGAAGCGCUGCGGUUACGACGAGUGCGGUAGCGCGACCAUCAUCGCGUCGUUGCGUUUCGGACGCACGGAUCACGGUUAUCACGUUGCUCGGUACGUUUAUUGCCAGGCAGAGCGCAUUUACUCCGAUUUUACUCGCCUUUACGCUGACGACUACCUCGCAAGCGCGCGCUAUCUCUCUCUUUCUCUCUCUCUCUCUCUCUCUUUCUCUUUUUUUCCUAUCUGUCUCCUAUCUUGAGGCGCUGAGGACGAUCAGCUGUUGUAGGUGUUCCGCGUAUACGUCGUUAGUGAACCCCGCAGCGCGAACCGACACCGAAUCUCGGAGUACUAAAUGUAACAUCAAACAGUGCAGGUGCGAAAAGCUGUUACGACACUCAGAAAUGAGAUGGUUCAACGACGGUGCUGUUUCAAAAGUCUGACGCGCUGCACGUAGAGUCUGUGCAGGAGGUGACGCUCGAACGGCGGAGAUUAUGACGACGAGCAGCGUGAGAGUCGAUCGACAUUCGCGCAGCUACACCACGGUAAACCGUGCGAGUCCGUCAUGUACAUAUGAUUAUCCGGGUUCAUGCGUUCCCUUACUAUCAGCGGCGAGCGAACGACGACGACGGGCGCGGAAGGAAGCAGUCCCCCGGGCGGGGAUCAGCGAACGCAGGCCUCCUCGUCGUCUGUAACUAGUAGUGACAUCCAGGGGAUGCCUAGCCUACACUCGCUCGUCUUACGACGAGCACCACUGAUGGACAUGGGUACCGCGACCAGUUCGGUCACGUCUGUCACUCCUCCCACUAAGUUAGCGACCAGCCAGAAGAAGAUCGAGAAGAGCAAGCUCAGUGGUAUCAGAUUACCUCUGAUACGUAAGGAGGCCAGCGUGGUGAAUCUCUCUUUGACUGAGAGAACUGCGCCAGGUAGAGAAGCAGACGCGCCUCUCCUGCGUCCUGAGAGCAGCGCGAGUCUGGAGGCACGUGGAAGCAGUUGGAUAAAUCUGGCUCCUGGCGCGCUGAGGAAAUGCGAGACCGCUGUAGGACUGAGUACCUCUGCACUUGAGGGAAGACCCAUAAAUCGCAGCAGAGUGUGCUCUCGCUGCUCCAGCCUGUUGUCCUUGGCGUCCAGCUCGCGUUAUAGCCUAGUGGCUGGCAAUUUUGUUCCUGCAGGCUCACAGCAGACAAUUGGACGGAUAUUUUGUAAAUUGUGUCUUGUUGACACUUCUCUCUCCAAAACAUUUAAAAUCGAGGGAUGUGGUUGUUCCUAUUGUAAAGAUUGCAUGCGUGCCUAUGUAGAAUUUGAGAUUGAGGAAGGCGCGUACGAGAUUAGUUGUCCUGAUGCUCAGUGUGAUCAUGGCGCUAUAUUAUCUUUGAAGGAGAUAUCAAGUCUUGUCAAUACUGACCUUGUGGAGAAGCAUUGCAAGUUUCGUUUAAAUAGAGAUGUGUCGAUGGAUAAAGGACGUGCAUGGUGUCCACGAGCGGGUUGUGAAACAAUAUGUUCGAUAAAUGGCAACAGUGGAAGCGGCACUCCUUUAGGUCCUGUUCACUGUCCCAACUGCUCCACAGAUUUCUGUUCAAUAUGUCGCGAGCCUUGGCACAGCGGACCUUGUUCAGAUCUUCCGUUAGGAAUACCAUUUGGUAGCGAUCACAUUAAAUGUUGUCCUAUGUGUUCUGUGCCGAUAGAAAAAGACGAAGGUUGUGCUCAAAUGAUGUGCAAAAGAUGUAAACAUGUGUUUUGCUGGUACUGCUUAGCAUCCUUAGACGAUGACUUUCUGUUGCGACACUACGACAAGGGACCAUGUAAGAAUAAAUUGGGCCACUCACGUGCAUCCGUGAUAUGGCAUCGAACGCAAGUGAUCGGGAUCUUCGCUGGUUUUGGCCUACUUCUACUUGUCGCAUCGCCCUUACUAUUAUUAGCGGCACCUUGCAUCGUAUGCUGUAAAUGCCGUGUUUGCGGCUCUUCCAGACUCGAACAAGAGGAAGGCGACACGACAAUAUAGGACCUUCCAAACUUUUUAAUAGAUUCUUGCUUAAUUGUUUUUUUGAACUAAAAUAUAAGCACUCUUCCUAGGCUUCCAUACAUGGGAGACAAUAUAAUUGGCAACUUAUAUAGAUAUACAUUGCAUUUUUUGUUAAGUUUAUGUUUUAUUUUUGUCCGCCUUACUAGAAGGUACAUAAUACAAAAGGGCAAGAAUGUAUAUCUCAGUUAAGAGAGCAGAGACAGAGCAUAUUGUGUGAUUAAUAAUACUUAUAUUUAUGUUUUAUUUAGAUAUUGUUUGGACAGAA
This is a messenger RNA of Cyphomyrmex costatus, 2440 nucleotides long. Its product is annotated as probable E3 ubiquitin-protein ligase RNF144A. The record is from RefSeq and is a predicted model, not a curated record. Bases 742 to 2154 code for a protein of 470 amino acids. Gene Ontology annotation, biological process: protein ubiquitination. NCBI's taxonomy places the organism in Eukaryota, Metazoa, Arthropoda, Insecta, Hymenoptera, Formicidae. Gene Ontology annotation, molecular function: ubiquitin-protein transferase activity; zinc ion binding. The transcript has 4 exons.